AUGCUGUGUCAGGACGUUUACCAACUUGGUCAGAAGCUGAUCUGCAGGCGGCCUCUGGAGCCCAGGGAAGAGUCUGAGAGUCGCAUGGCUCGUUGUCUGAACACCCUCGACCUGGUGGCCCUGGGCGUGGGCAGCACCCUGGGAGCUGGUGUGUACAUCCUGGCUGGAGAAGUGGCCAAGGACAAAGCUGGGCCAGCGAUUGUCAUCUGCUUCCUGGUGGCCGCCCUGUCUUCUGUGUUGUCUGGGCUCUGCUAUGCCAAGUUUGGGGCCCAGGUACCAUGCUCUGGUUCUGCGUAUCUCUACAGCUAUGUCACAGUGGGACAACUGUGUGCCUUCAUUACUGGCUGGAACCUCAUACUGUCCUAUGUCAUCGGCUCUGCCAGCGUGGCCCGGGCCUGGAGCUCCGCUUUUGACAGCCUGAUUGGGAACUACAUCUCUCAGGUGUUACGGGGAACUUUCUCUCUUCAUGUGCCCUACUUCCUGGCCAAGUACCCAGACUUUUUUGCUCUGGGUUUGGUACUGCUGCUUACGGGAGUACUGGUUCUGGGAGCUCGUGAGUCGGCCCUGGUUAACAAAGUGUUCACAGGCUUGAACCUCUUGGUUCUCAGCUUCAUGAUCAUCUCUGGCUUCGUCAAGGGAGAUCUGCAUAACUGGCAGCUCACAGAACAGGACUACAAACUGGUCACAUCUGGAUCCAAUGACACCUCUAGAUUGGGCCCUCUGGGUUCUGGAGGGUUUGUGCCUUUUGGCUUCAAUGGGAUUUUCCAAGGAGCAGCUACAUGUUUCUACGCAUUUGUUGGUUUUGAUGCCAUUGCCACUACAGGGGAAGAAGCCCAGAAUCCUCAGCGAUCCAUCCCCUUGAGCAUUGUGAUCUCGCUCUGCAUCUGCUUUCUGGCAUAUUCUGGGGUCUCGGCGGCACUCACCCUCAUGGUGCCCUACUACCAGAUUCAUCCCGACAGCCCCUUACCACACGCUUUCUUGCAUGUCGGCUGGGCCCCUGCCAGAUAUGCCGUGGCUGUUGGCACCCUCUGUGCUCUUACAUCCAGCCUCCUGGGUGCCAUGUUCCCUAUGCCUCGUGUCAUCUACUCAAUGGCAGAUGACGGGCUCCUUUUCCGGGGACUUGCCCGGAUCCAUGCCCGUACACGCACCCCCAUCAUGGCCACCUUGGCUUCUGGAACUCUUGCAGGGGUUAUGGCAUUACUUUUCGAGCUCAGUGAUCUCGUGGACCUCAUGUCAAUCAGGACCCUGCUUGCUUAUUCCCUGGUGUCUUUUUCUGUUCUUGUCCUCAGGUACCAACCAGACCAGAAUUUAAGCAAAAUUGAGAAAACAGAGAAAGGAACUGAGAUGAAGCCUGUAGUUGAAGAAAGCCCUUUGGAAUCUGUUCCUGAAGCAGGAACCUCAAAGAUUCUAAAGAGUCUGUGUGACCCUAUCAACACCAUCCCCACUCGGAAAUCUGGCCAGAUUAUCUAUGGAUGUGCCUCGCUGCUUGUUCUCCUGCUGACGGUCCUGAGCCUGAUCCUGGCCCAGUGGCCCAGCCGUGUGUUCUCUGGAGACCCCGUGUACACAACACCGGCUGCGCUGCUGCUACUGUUCGUCACUGGGGUCACUGUCAUCAUUUGGAGGCAGCCCCAGAGCCCCACUCCUCUUCACUUCAAGGUCCCUGCUUUGCCUGUCCUCCCGCUGAUGAGCAUCUUUGUGAAUGUCUACUUGAUGAUGCAGAUGACGUCUGGGACUUGGGCCCAAUUUGGUGUCUGGAUGGUGAUUGGAUUUGUCAUAUACUUUGGAUAUGGGAUCCGACACAGCUUGGAGGAGAAUAAUCGACAGCCGCCAGCCUCCAACUCCCAGACUUUUGAUAAAAACAUCCCUGCACCAUUCCAGGAGCCUUUGAACUUCCUCAGCUUUGACGGGAAAUGGACGCCCACAGCAGAGACUGGAAAGAGCAGGCCCUCCCUGCUUGCUUCCCGCUGGGUUAGAGGAAGCAGGAGGAGCUUUGAGGAGCUGAGGCCGCCCUGGGUGUGGGAGCCCAUCCUGGGGGUCCCCUCCUGCCUGCCGUCUGCGAGGGAGACCCCCAGGCGCGGCCUGGCCCCGCGCGGGCUCGGCCUGGUCGGGGCCGCGGCCCGCCAGGCCCAGGUCCCCAGUCCGCCGUCGCCGGGGAGGGGGCCUGGGCGGGACAAUGGCCGCGGCAGCCGGGGCCCCGGGAGCCCCCGUGCUGGGGAAGGGGCUGGCCUAGGGCCGGGCGCCGGUGCCCUCCCCGCGCGGCUCGGGCGGGCGGAGGGGGGCGAGGAGUUCCUUUGUGGCUCUGCCUCCGGCGCGGCGCGGGCGGGGGGCGCCGCGCAACUUUGCGAGGCGGCAGCGGCGGCGGCGGCGGCGAGCGCGAGACGAGGCCCCGGGGCCCAAGCGGGGCCCCCAGCGCGCGGCCCGCCCCCGCCCCCCGCCCGGCCCCCUCCCCUCCCGCGCCGUCGCCCGCGCCCGGCGCUGCCCACUCGCGGGAGCCCCCGGGGCCGGACGGGCUGCGCAGCCGGAGAGGCGGGGGCCCGACGCGGCCCCCCCGGAGCCGGGCGCCUGGCGCGGGGGCUCGCCGAGCGCACGGGGGGCCGCGCGGCGCUGCAGACCCAGCCUCCCGCCGCCGCCGCCGCUGCCGCCGCCGCCUCGGCGCUUGCAGAACCCAGAAGUGAACAGCAGGCGACCCGGAAGGUUUGCGCGCGGCUCCGCACCGAGCCGGAGCCGGAGCCCGGAGCCGGAGCCCCAGCCCGGCCCUACUCGGGCCGCCGGGCGCGGGGCUGCGGCCGCGUCCCGGAGCCGCCGCCAGCACAGCCAGGUCCGUGCGGGCCCGGAGCGCGGGGAGCGGGCCCGGCGGCGGCGGGCGCCCGCCCGCGGGAAAGUUGCGCCGAGUUGCGGGCGGGGGGCCGGCCGGGGCGCGGGCGCUGUCAGCGCGGGCCGGGGCGCUCAGAGGACCCGGGGCCGCCUGCACCUCGGGCCCGGCCCAGAGUGGCGGCGGUAGCGGCGCGUGGGGCGGAAAUCCUGCUCUGGGUGCUGGGGUGGCUCCCUGAGCCCUUGGGCAAGUGUGCUUGGCAGUUGGAGAGCCCCUUCCCCGACCUGGUGGGCCUCCUGGCCCUGGUCGGUGGCUUUUGGUGGUGA
Molecule: messenger RNA, 3138 nt
Organism: Balaenoptera acutorostrata (minke whale)
Lineage: Eukaryota; Metazoa; Chordata; Mammalia; Artiodactyla; Balaenopteridae
Product: cationic amino acid transporter 3-like
Biological process (GO): amino acid transport; transmembrane transport
Cellular component (GO): plasma membrane
Molecular function (GO): amino acid transmembrane transporter activity
Source: RefSeq, a predicted model, not a curated record